Diabrotica balteata is the source of this 982-nucleotide messenger RNA. NCBI's taxonomy places the organism in Eukaryota, Metazoa, Arthropoda, Insecta, Coleoptera, Chrysomelidae. The record is from the annotation of a GenBank genome assembly.
CACGAUACACAGUAGAAAAAUAAAAUAUUUUAAUAAGUGACAAACUAAAUAAAAAUAAUGGAUUACUAUAAUACCGUUAAAUUAUUAGGCAGAGGAGCUUUCGGAACCAUCCAUUUAUGUGAGAUAAUCCACAACAAACAAAAAUUGGUGCUAAAACAAAUAACCUUAGAACUAGGUGGACCCCAGCUGCAGGCGGCUAAGAACGAAGUAGCGAUAUUGAAAUCGUUAAAUCAUCCCAACAUUAUUCGGUAUUGUGAUAGUUACGAUAGAAAAGGGAUAUUUUAUAUUGUGAUGGAAUACGCCAGCAAGGGAACCUUGCAGCAGCUGAUUGAAAAGGAACGACCAAAUGCUUUUGCACCACAGUACGUUAUGGAUUUUUUCUGUCAAAUUCUAAUGGGACUGGAUCAUAUACACCAACAAAAAGUGAUUCACAGAGAUCUGAAAACCGAAAAUAUAUUUCUAACAGGCCUACGUGGCGAUGUCGUCAAAAUUGGUGACUUUGGCAUUUCUAAAGCCCUGAUCAAUGAAAACAAAGCCAAUACUAUAAUCGGAACUUGUAAUUACUUGGCUCCGGAGCUCUGCAACGGGGAACCCUAUAACGCUAAAUCUGACAUUUGGGCCUUGGGAUGCAUUUUGUACGAGAUGUGUGCUAUGGAGAAAAUGUUUUCAGGAACGGUGUCAAACGUAGUUCUGUCCAUAGCCAGUGGUCGCAAAAAACGUGUAAACACAAAAGUUUAUGGUAAACAAAUGCAAGAAAUCAUCGAUAUGAUGCUACAAACCGAUCCCAAUAACAGGCCCGAUACACGAGACUUAAUGACAGAUCCUGAUAUUUUUUCCACAAUGUAUUCUUUGGGUGGAUUUUUAGGAUGCAUAGAGAACGAAUAACUCAGAACAAAACCUUUUAUUUUAUAAGUAUUUAUGACAAAUUUUUAAGGAUUUUUUAUUUGUAUUAUAUAAUAUGUAUAUUGACUGUGAAUUUUGU